Molecule: messenger RNA, 1708 nt
Organism: Aplosporella prunicola CBS 121167
Lineage: Eukaryota; Fungi; Ascomycota; Dothideomycetes; Botryosphaeriales; Aplosporellaceae
Exons: 2
Coding region: 122-1522 (466 amino acids)
Source: RefSeq, a predicted model, not a curated record
UCAUGGCUUGACAAUCGCCACCUGAGGCUCUCUCCAAGGCGCACUUGUUUAUAUACGGCCCGAGCCCGCCCAGCCCUUUCCGUCUCCAGCUAGCAUUCCCGUUACUCUACUGGAGUAAACAAUGUCGUCACAAGGGAACAAUUCUGACGAUUCACCACAUGGAGAUUUCUUCAGCACGAUACCCAAUUUUACCAAUCUCCAGCUUGAUAUCGUCGGUUUCCUGGCAAUCCUUGGAGAAGGUUCCGUCCUAGCAAACGCUCAAGUCUCUACCCUCUCAAAAUGGAUCUUCCUUCCUAGGCUUCUUCCUGCGCCGCAAGCUUUACUGCGUCCCUCUCGGCCAACAAAAUUGGACCAAGAAGAAGGAUAUGUGACCAGCGUUGUCUCUGGUAACCAUAGGGAUCAGUUAAACCAUAUUGGACACAUAGUGCUACAGCCAAGUUCUAUGAAGGAAUAUGAUGUCCGUUGCGUUAAGGUUACCCGGAAGGAAAAAGGCAAAGCCCCCAUUGUCAAAGCUCGGGUCAAGAGCUAUCUUACGAUCAAUAACUUGCUCGGUUGUGCUUGUUCGAUUGCCAUACUGGUCCUUUCGAUAAUAUGGGAAGAUGGGAUGGCCAUCAUCUCCGUUUGCUCGCUGUCUCUCCUGUCAACCAUCAUUGGAUUAGGCAACUAUUGGACGCUUAAAUUGCCACGAAGGUACACCGAAGGAGAGGUUCCUCAAGGAGAUGUGGUGAUCCGUCACCCCAAAGGAAGUUUCCUGGUCGUUGAGUGCGACGAGGACAUAGCCCGGGAAAUAUUCUUUGCACCAGAGAACAUCGAAUACCUUAUCGAACACCAACACAUAUAUCGCCUCCUUUCACUAGCAGGCUCGAUGUUGCUGAUGGCUGGCGUCAUUUGUCUCGCCAAUUGCCGGGUCAGAACGCAAACCUGCUUCGCCGCGGCGUACAUGAUACUCAACGCCGCAUACUGGAUCGUGGCAGCCUUCCCUGCCAGGCUUCAUUGGGACACGUCCGCUUUCGAGGUUCACAAAGCACGCUUGAGUACGUGUGAUAAGAGCGACAAGCACUUUACGGAUCACAACAAAACUUUUACAGAAGCUCUAUGGAAGGUCAUUGUUGCCACUAAAGGGGAAAUUGGCUGGGUGCGUCUAGGUGGCGCUGCUCCUGAUACUGCCGGUUGGAAUGCCUGGCUCAGGGCUGCCUCGGACGCGGUCAAGGCUUCCAACAGAGGACACCCGGUCGCAUAUUACAACCACACGGACGACAUGACAGAAUACAAGGUCCCGGACUGGAAUCCACAAGGAAACUUGGGGAAAUACUUAAAUAAUCCGGACUUCAAAGCUCCUGAUACUCCUAUGGAACAUGCCCCGGAGACACCCGUGGCAUACGCUCCUGAUACUCCCGCUACAUCAACCAGCAGUCGGCCUGACGGACCUCUCAAUAGGAAUCCUACCGCAGCAGUUAAGGACAUGUACAAUCAGCACAAACAGGCCGCAUCGACAACUGCUUCAAUCUCACGCCACUCGUAGGAAUACCGUCUAUCGCAAGCUAUCGGAUCCACUCGACCUUUGUUUGUUACCUGAAUGAUCUGUUACUUUAUUUGGACUUCUCGUGGAUACUUGCACCAAUUGGAUACCCCUCAUUUACGACCCGACCUCUGUCAACGCCUUCGAACACUAUUCUAACGGACGCAACGCACGACGACCUCACGACAC